Eurypyga helias (sunbittern) is the source of this 633-nucleotide messenger RNA. RefSeq names its product ribosomal RNA processing 36 homolog (S. cerevisiae) (gene RRP36). Bases 1 to 633 code for a protein of 210 amino acids. NCBI's taxonomy places the organism in Eukaryota, Metazoa, Chordata, Aves, Eurypygiformes, Eurypygidae. Gene Ontology annotation, biological process: maturation of SSU-rRNA from tricistronic rRNA transcript (SSU-rRNA, 5.8S rRNA, LSU-rRNA). The record is from RefSeq and is a predicted model, not a curated record. The transcript has 6 exons. Gene Ontology annotation, cellular component: nucleolus; 90S preribosome.
AUGUCUUUUGAGGAGCUACUGCGGGCGCAGAGUGACGCGACAACGAGAACACGCAAGAAGGUGACCGGUGGGAAGAAAAGUGCAAAACCUACCGGAGCGACGGCGAAGCAGCAGCGAGACAAAAAGGGGCCAUUGGAGAUGUCUGCCAAGAAACCUGUACCUUUUCUGCGACGGGUCGUCUCUGUUCCGAAGAAGAUCCACAGAGACCCUCGGUUUGAUGACCUGUCUGGAGAGUAUAAGCCUGAGAUAUUUAUGAAGACGUACAGCUUCCUGGACAGCAUCAAGAAGCAGGAGAAGGAGAUGGUUCAGAAGCAGCUGAAAAAAUGCCGGGACGUGGAGCGGAAGGAGAAACUCCAGCAGCUCCUGAACCGCAUGAUGCAGCAAGAACAGGCACAGGAGAAACAGCAGAAAUUGAGGGAGAGGCAGCUGUCUUUGAAGCGACAACAGAGGGAAUUGGCCAAGCAGGGAAAGAAACCCUUCUUCCUAAAGAAAUCUGAGCAGCGGAAAUUGGAGCUAGCCGAGAAGUACGCAGAGCUGAAGAGGAGUGGAAAGCUGGAGAGCUUCCUGAACAAGAAGAGGAAGAGGAACGCUAUCAAAGACAAGCGUCGUCUGCCCUCGCAGAAGAGCUUGUGA